GGCGGGCAGGCGGGCCGAUGGCGGCCGACGGCGAUUGGCAGGAUUUCUACGAGUUCCAAGCGUCGGCCCAAAGCCGCCCGGCCCGGGACAACCGGACGGCGGAGGCGGCGGCGGCGGCGGCGGGGCCGGUCGUCGGUCUGGCCGAGCAGCUGAGCCUGUGUUUCCGUCCCCUUGGCCCCGGAGCCCCGGCCCCGAGGGCCGCCGUGCGGACCAUCACCGACCGGACCCUCCGCCAGGGGGACGAAAUUUGGAAUGCCCUGACUGAUAAUUAUGGUCACGUAAUGCCAGUUGACUGGAAGUCUUCCCACACCAGAACUUUACAUUUACUCACCUUGAAUCUCUCAGAAAAAGGGAUAAAUGACAAUUCAAUCCUUGAUCUAUCAGAUGAUGAAGAGUUGAGAGAACAGCUGGAUAUGCAUUCCAUCAUAGUCUCCUGCAUCAACGAUGAACCACUUUUCACAGCAGAUCAGGUCAUUGAAGAAAUAGAAGAAAUGAUGCAGGAGUCCCCAGACCCAGAAGAUGAUGAGACACCCACACAGUCAGAUCGCCUGUCCAUGCUCUCCCAGGAAAUCCAAACCCUCAAGAGAUUCAGCACGAGUAGCUAUGAAGAGAGGGUAAAAAGGCUCUCUGUUGGUGAAUUAAAUGAACUGCUGGAAGAAAUUGAAACUGCCAUCAAAGAUUACUCUGAAGAGCUGGUGCAGCAGUUGGCCUUACGGGAUGAGUUAGAGUUUGAAAAAGAAGUGAAAAACAGCUUCAUUUCUAUUCUCAUCGACGUUCAGAACAAACAGAAGGAGCAUAAGGAGAUGGCCAAGAAGAAAAAGAAGCUGAAAAAUGGCAGUCCCCAGAAUGGCAAGAGUGAUAGAAGCCACGUGCCUGGAACGCGCUUCAGCAUGGAAGGGAUCUCAAAUGUCAUUCAGAAUGGCUUCCGCCACACGUUUGGAAACUCAGGUGGAGAGAAACAGUAUUUGACGACAGUCAUACCUUAUGAAAAGAAAAAUGGACCCCCAUCUGUUGAAGAUCUCCAAAUAUUAACAAAAAUUCUUCAUGCUAUGAAGGAAGAUAGCGAGAGAGUCCCAAGCUUGUUAACGGACUACAUUCUAAAGGCAUUGGUAUGAAAGCUGGAUUGUUCCGAGUUCUUUGUCCAACGUAGAAUGGGCCACGACGUCAGAAACUGCGAUGGAUCUUCCUUGGACCACAAGCCAGAUUUCCUUGAGCAUCAUUCUAAAAGCGAUUUGGAAAAACAGCUUACUCGCACACAGCAAUAGUAUUCUUUGUCCAAGAACAAUCAGUAUUAUCAGGCUUAGGCUCUCCUAAAUAAUGGUAUUGAAAUUUAAAAUCACAAAUUUCUUUUGACUUUUAAAAAUGUAUAAGCAGGGAGGCAAAAUCAUUUUAAUUGUCUAAAAGCAAUGGAUUUAAUUAUCCUUCCUUAAGAAUAUCUACAGUUUUAAUCUAAGCUGCACUGAAGGGUUAAGUAUUGAGAAAUUUAUACUAUAGGAUGUGUUCUUCAGUGGUAGCGGGCACUAACACUGAUUUUUAAAAGCAUAUUCAUCAGUAUAACAUUACCUUAUAGUAUUGUCCAGCGAGAGCAAAUAUUUUCAGGUAUAUGCUGCUCUUGAGGAAUUAAGAAGAAGAAGAUAUUCCUUUUACUCACUUCUUGGUGAAUGUGGGCCGUCCAAUUAUUGGAGAAAAUGUUUUUUAGAGCUAACAACUUAUUUUUAGCACUGGGGUUUUUCAAUUUUUUACCUAUUUAAUAAUUUUAAUAUCCUUUACUGCUUCUCGUUUUACUUUGUGUUUUGUUUUUAAUUCCGUCGUAGAGAUAGAAAGAAAUCAAUCACAUGAAAGAAUAGGUUCUCAACCCUGUUGCUUGAGAAACUGUACGCUACAGCACUGCCCCAGUCUCCCGAAGUGUGCAUUCUUAUUGAUAUUUAAAUUAAUAUAUGUGCAUAUU
Messenger RNA from Tachyglossus aculeatus (Australian echidna), 1948 nucleotides. It is a transcript of the gene FEZ2, whose product is annotated as fasciculation and elongation protein zeta 2. The record is from RefSeq and is a predicted model, not a curated record. The transcript has 10 exons. Lineage: Eukaryota; Metazoa; Chordata; Mammalia; Monotremata; Tachyglossidae. Gene Ontology annotation, cellular component: axon; cytoplasm. Bases 18 to 1115 code for a protein of 365 amino acids.